This is a messenger RNA of Haliotis rufescens (red abalone), 5347 nucleotides long. Its product is annotated as ankyrin-3-like. The coding region runs from base 12 to 2543 and encodes 843 amino acids. The transcript is spliced from 7 exons. Gene Ontology annotation, molecular function: protein binding. NCBI's taxonomy places the organism in Eukaryota, Metazoa, Mollusca, Gastropoda, Lepetellida, Haliotidae. The record is from RefSeq and is a predicted model, not a curated record.
AUACAGAGACAAUGCUGGACAGGGGCCUGUUGUUCCUACUACUACAGGUACUGGGUGUACUGGGCCAGGAGUGUGCCGUGGGGAAAUAUGGAGGACGCUGUGAACAGAACUGCAGCCGAACCUGUGCCCCUUACUCCGGCCAGGAUGUUCACUGUGACAGACACAGUGGCAAGUGUUCUGAAGGAUGCAUCCCGGGCUGGUACGGCGGUCAGUGCCAACUGUCCUGUAGCAGGAACUGUCAGCAGCACAUCUGUAGUCACCAGUCUGGUCAUUGUACCUUGGGUUGUAAAGGAAACAACAUGGGGGAUUUCUGUGAGACAUCCCCAGAAAGUGGUCCAAAACAAGAUGCAAGUGAACAGUCACAAGAACCCGCCUCAACACCACUGGCUGCCAUACUUGUCCCUGUGUUCGUCAUACUCAUUAUCAGCAUCAUCAUCAUCAUCAUCAUCAUCACUGUGUCUGUAUACAGACGGCGAAGAAGACGCAGAAAAUCUAAACGGCCCUCGGUUGAUGUGGAGCAUUUGGAACCACUUAACCCUGUUGAAGUGGACACUGACCUCCAGACUCAGGACACUGACCUCCAUGUUGCCUGCAAGGAGGGGAAACUACAGGCAGUCAGAGAUAUCCUGGAUCAGAGCCCGGAGGACAUCAACAAGAAAGGCGGUAGCGGGAUGACACCAUUGUUGUGGGCAGCAAGAAGGGGACACAGAGAAGUAGUUGACAUGCUUGUGAGACAAGCAGCUGAUGUUAAUGUUGUGGAUGUGGCCGGUAACAAUAUCCUUCACUGGGCCUGUUAUGGCGGACAUGAGGCAAUGGUGAAAUAUGUCGUCUCAAAGAAAAUGGUUGAUAUCGACAGUAAGGGGCAGGGUGGGAGAACCCCGUUGAUGUGGGCAGCUCGAGAGGGAAGAGGAGAAUUUUUUAAAAUACUUGAAAGUGAAGGGGGUCCUCCAUCACAAGUGGACAAAGAAGGAAACAACAUCCUUCUAUUGGCCUGUUCUGGUGGGAAUGUAGAUAUUGUUGAGUCCAUCCUCUCACAUGCUGAUGACAAUAUGGACAUCGAUGGUAGAGGACAGGCCAGGAGGACUCCAUUGAUGGUGGCAGCACACAAGGGGUGCCAAAAUAUUUUCGAACUACUUGUGAAUAGAGGAGCUAAUCAGGAGCUAUUUGAUGAUGUCAAUGACAACGUUCUCCAUUUGGCCUGUCAGGGCGGAAAUGUGGAUAUUGUUAGCCAUGUCCUCAAGCUUGGCAAGGUGGACAUAAACAGUCGAGGUCAAUGCAGCAGGACACCACUGAUGAUGGCAGCAAGGCUUGGACAUGAGGAAAUAUUUCAUUUACUAGUGAGCGAAGGAGCUGAUGCAUCACUAUUGGAUGAUGAGAAUAACAACAUCCUUCAUCUAGCCUGUGAGGGAGGGCGUAUUGACAUGGUGGAGUAUGUACUCUCACUGAAUAUUGUGAACAUCAAUGCCAGAAACAAACGAAAUAAAACAGCAACCAUGCUGGCAACAAAGGGAGGUGACGUGUGCAACCUUCUUAUGUCACAUGGUGAUCUCAUGGACACUGACCUCCAUGUUGCCUGCAGGGAGGGGAAACUGAAGGCAGUCAAAGAUAUCCUGGAUAAGAGUCCGGAGGACAUCAACAAGAAAGGCGGUAGCGGGAUGACACCAUUGUUGUGGGCAGCAAGAAGGGGACACAGAGAAGUGGUUGACAUGCUUGUGAGACAAGCAGCUGAUGUUAAUGUUGUGGAUGUGGCCGGUAACAAUAUCCUUCACUGGGCCUGUUAUGGCGGACAUGUGGCAAUGGUGAAAUAUGUCGUCUCAAAGAAAAUGGUUGACAUCGACAGUAAGGGGCAGGGUGGGAGAACCCCAUUGAUGUGGGCAGCUCGAGAGGGAAGAGGAGAAUUUUUUGAAAUACUUGAAAGUGAAGGGUGUCCUCCAUCACAUGUGGACAAAGAAGGAAACAACAUCCUUCUAUUGGCCUGUUCCGGUGGGAAUGUAGAGAUUGUUAAAUCCAUCCUCUCACACGCUGAUGACAAUUUUGACAUCGAUGGUAGAGGACUGUCCGGCAGGACUCCAUUGAUGGUGGCAGCACACAAGGGGUGCCAAAAUAUAUUCGAACUACUUGUGAAUAGAGGAGCUAAUCAGGAGCUAUUUGAUGAUGUCAAUGACAACGUUCUCCAUUUGGCCUGUCAGGGCGGAAAUGUGGAUAUUGUUAGCCGUGUGCUCGAGCUGGGCAAGGUGGACAAAAACAGUCGAGGUCAAUGCAGCAGGACACCACUGAUGAUGGCAGCAAGGCUUGGACAUGAGGAAAUAUUUCAUUUACUAGUGAGCGAAGGAGCUGAUGCAUCACUAUUGGAUGAUGAGAAUAACAACAUCCUUCAUCUAGCCUGUGAGGGAGGGCGUAUUGACAUGGUGGAGUAUGUACUCUCGCUGAAUAUUGUGAAUAUCAACGCCAGGAACGAACAAAAUGAAACAGCAACCAUGCUAGCAACAAAGGGAGGUGAAGUGUGCAACCUUCUUGAGUCACAUGGUGGUCUCAGUAAGUGAAAGGAGGAGGACAGCUCAGAGUACCCUUUUUAAGAAUUGUUAAAACUGUCACAUGCACCAACAUGGCACGAGCCUAGGAUUUUAGCUGAGAGAACAAGCAUCGAGUCCAUGAUAGUCACAUAUUCUUCAUAAACAUUCAGAUCAGCAAAACUGAAGGGAAAAAUACAUCAUCCGUGACAUAGUUGUUGACAUAUGAUCGUAUUUCCUCUGCAUAUCGUUCAAAAAGGGAUCUAGAAAUGUAUUUUUCAUCAGCAAUGCUACGAACAAGAAUGCCAGCUAGAUAGGAACACAAAAGCCUAGAUGCUAGAGCACAGCCUGCAGCUUGCCUGGUGUAAGGAGGAAAUUCCAACAAUCUGGCAAUGCCUUUGUGUACCUGGCCCAGUCAUCCAGAUUGUGACACAUGCCUUGCUAUAGAUGCAUCACCCACUGAUAUUUGAGGAGACAGAACAGUCAUCCUCUCAAUGGGCACACGUCUUUGACAUAAAGGUCAUUUCACAAGACGGACAAAUGGACAACAGAAAAUAAGCAGAAAAUAUUUUUUCCAGUAUAUAACUACUUUCUUACUGUAUGAUACAUUUAUGUGUCAUUACCAUCACAUAUCAGUGGACAUCACAGGCGCAUACUUAAAUAAUGAUUGCUGUAGUAAACAAAUAACCCAUAUUAGUGUUAAUAUAAAGUCAUAAUUGUGAUAUCUACCAACAAAGACAGAUUAUUGCUUGCCUUUUGGGACUUGAUGAUUUCAGUACCACUUCACAUAGGACGUACACUGAAUGUCUAAAAUCAAGCUGUAUUUACUUUUAUUAACUUUGAGAUUAUAUAGUAGCAAGGCUUCUGUUAAAUUAUCUUUAUUAUUCCAUAUUUUACAACAAUGAACCUGUGGCAACGGAAAGACCUCUAGUUGUGAAGAACCAGAGGCAGCAAGUUAUUACCAAGGAGUACGUUUUCAUGUUACCCUCUGCAUUGGCCGUGGGUCCGUCGUGAUGGACGUCAAUACAGACAACUCAUCGCAUCCAUUAAUCUGGAUCGUCCACACUGUACACUUGUACACGGAGGCGGUUAGUGGAUCUAAUUUUUCUCUACUACCCAUGUGUCUAGCUUUAGUGUGGAACAUUGUAAGUUGCUUGAAUUGAUUGUAGAUGGAAAAAUGAGCGGGGGAAAAUAACCUUGCAGUCGCUUAUGGUAUUAAGAAAAGUGAAUAGUGUGGAGGAGUUGUCUCCCUUAUACCACAGCGAUGUUCAGGCAGUAUUAAGAAAUGGAAACAAUCAAGGAUGGAGAUGUUUAAACACGGAUAAUUAAUUGAACAUUAUUCUAAACAAAGAAAAGAAUUUUAUACCAUAUACUUUACUAUUCGGAUUCGGGUUUUAAAUUCCAUAGAAACCCUGGGACUUACUUUUUUUACUUAUUAACCGAAACAACAUUUAUCAACAUUUGUAUGUUUCAAACAUACUUCCCAUGAACCUAGGGAAAGGAGCGUAAAAAGUCUCUUCCUGGCGUACUUGAAAAAAACAUUCGUUAAAGCAUUGUGAAGUAUCAGCGCCUCAGUAGCUUGGUGAGUGGACCACUAAACUACAGACAGUUGCAAGGUCGAUCUACUGAAAUAUACAGUAAAUAUUUGUCAUUUGAGGUGACAUUAUUCCGCACAUUCCCUUGUCUGGGUUGUGAUCAAAUGCCAAAUUAAUUUCUAGCGAGAGACAUUCACAGAUCGCAAUCGGCAGAUGUAAAUAUAAAAUCACUAGGAUACCACAGGUAUAUUAUAUAAUGUAUUUGGCAUAUUAUAACAGGUUGUAGUCAAAACGGCCUCAUGUCAGAACGGCCUAAAAACUUGAAAGUCAAGAUGGCCACUAACAUAAAGUCAAAAUGGCCUUAAAAGAAUCAUAACGGCCACAGGUGAUAAUGUCAAAAUGGCCUUAAUAAUUAUAUACGCCCACUUAGAGCAGUAUGUGUUGUUCUUGUCCCUUGUUCCUUGUCAUUAUACCCAGCCGCCUGAAGGCGGACAACGUGUCUGUCUUCAGGAACCCUCAUGACUGUUACCCCAUCCACCAUAAGUCAAGCCAUCAUUAUGUACUUUGAGGCAGCAACCUGGCGCUCCUGUGAGACUGAGCUUCCUGGAAUUUGCAGUCUUUAUUAUGUUUGUGGCCGUUGGGACUUUUUCUGUGGCCGUUUUGACUCGACCUUUUGAGGCCAUUCUGAUUUGAGUCUGUUUUGACCUGCUUCCAUUGUAUCAUCGCCGUUCAGCCCGAUUGGAAACCAGUAGGGUAAUUUAAAUUUCACAUAGACAAUCUGUGAUAAAACAUAUAGCUCGAGUCCAUUUCUUAUUACUUUAUUUAUUUGUUAACAUGAUUUCAUCAUUUCUUAUACUUAUAGAACGAGAUGAGUGUUCAAUGUGGAUAUGUGUCAGACGAGUUAGGUUCCUCGCCAACAAACCAUUAUGAACACAUUGACUUCAGAUAGUAAUGCUUUACGGAGUUCCAUAACUUCUUCUUUGUGGGUUUGUAGACCCGUCGGCUGUGUUUUAGAAGGAAUUAUUUUUUUAUCCAGCCUAUCACAUGUUACGUUUUUAAAAUAAUUUUAAACAUUAUGAAUAACCAUAGGACGAAUUAUGUAUGACAAAUCUUGACCUGGCUCAAGUACUUUCUGGGCAAUAUCAUCAUUUGUCCAACGCACCGAGGUCCUCCGCAACUUCUGCCUGCCUUGACGACCAUGACUUACAGAACAUGUGAUGCCUUCACAGAUGCACGGGGCGGUCGGGUAGCCGAGUGGUUAAAGCGUUGGCUCGUCACGCCGAAGACCCGGGUUCGAUUCCC